Messenger RNA from Rattus norvegicus (Norway rat), 4327 nucleotides. The record is from RefSeq and is a predicted model, not a curated record. NCBI's taxonomy places the organism in Eukaryota, Metazoa, Chordata, Mammalia, Rodentia, Muridae.
GGGAAAUUCCCCGGCUAGGGCGGGAGCGGGCGCUGCGGUCAGCUGAGCGGCGCCUGGCGGGUCGCGAGGCCGCGCGUCACCGUCCAGCUGCCCGGUCGCCGCCCCCUGGCCGGUCCCUGGCGGGCGUCGGCAUCCAGAGCUUUGGGACAAGAUGCCAACGAAGCAGUGACCUGAGAGGAGCGGAUCUCUGUGGCCGGACCUGUUACCAUGUCCCAUCAACCUCUGAGCUGCCUGACUGAGAAGGGGGACAGCUCCUGUGAGACCCCAGGAAAUGGACCCUCCAAUAUGGUUCACCCCAACCUGGACACAUUCACUCCUGAGGAGCUGCUGCAGCAAAUGAAAGAACUCCUGGUCGAGAACCACCAGCUGAAAGAAGCCAUGAAGCUAAAUAAUCAAGCUAUGAAAGGGCGAUUUGAGGAGCUUUCUGCCUGGACAGAGAAGCAGAAGGAAGAACGCCAGUUGUUUGAGAUACAAAGCAAAGAGGCUAAGGAGCGCCUCAAGGCCCUGAGUCAUGAAAAUGAGAGGCUGAAGGAAGAGCUUGGAAAACUAAAAGAGAAAUCAGAAAGGCCAUUUGAAGACAUCACAGGUAGAUGCGGGUUUCCCAGAACCGACUUGGAGCAGGAAGUGGAGCAACUGAAGAGGCAGGUGGAGCAGGAAGUGGAGCAUCUGAAGAACCAGGUGAGGCGCCUUCAGGCUGAGAAAGCGGACCUGCUGGGCAUCGUCUCAGAACUGCAGCUCAAGCUCAACUCCAGCGGCUCCUCAGAAGACUCCUUCGUGGAGAUCAGGAUGACUGAAGGAGAGGCGGAAGGGGCAAUGAAGGAGAUGAGGAACAGCGCUGGACCCACAAGGACAGACUCCAUCAGCAUGGGCAAAUGUACAGAGGACGCCAGGACUUGUGUGGAGUUUGAGGAACUGACUGUGAGCCAACUCCUGCUUUGCCUCAGGGAAGGAAACCAAAAGGUGGAGAGACUCGAGAUCGCGCUCAGAGAAGCCAAAGAAAGAAUUUCAGAUUUUGAAAAGAAAGCAAACGGCCAUUCUGCGAUUGAGACCCAGACAGAGGGGAGCACACAAAAAGAAGAGGAGGACAAAGACCCAGAGAGUGUGGGAAUCGAAGUGGAAACUCUGAAUGUUCAAGUGGCCUCUCUGUUUAAGGAGCUUCAAGAGGCGCACACAAAGCUCAGUGAGGCCGAGCUGAUGAAGAAGAGACUUCAAGAAAAGUGUCAGGCUCUGGAAAGGAAGAACUCUGCAACCCCAUCGGAGCUGAAUGAAAAGCAAGAGCUCGUUUACAGUAACAGGAAGUUAGAGCUGCAGGUGGAGAGCAUGCGCUCGGAAAUCAAGAUGGAGCAGGCCAAGACAGAGGAGGAGAAAUCCAGGUUAGCCACUCUUCAGGCAACACACGACAAGCUUCUUCAGGAACACAAUAAAGCUCUGAGAACAAUUGAAGAACUAACCAAACAACAGGCAGAAAAAGUGGACAAGGUGCAGCUGCAGGAGCUCAGCGAGAAGCUGGAGCUGGCGGAGCAGGCUCUGGCGUCCAAGCAGCUCCAGAUGGAUGAGAUGAAGCAGACCAUCGCCAAGCAGGAGGAGGACCUGGAGACCAUGGCCGUCCUCAGGGCUCAGAUGGAGGUGUACUGUUCAGAUUUCCAUGCUGAGAGGGCAGCAAGGGAGAAGAUCCAUGAGGAAAAGGAGCAGCUGGCCUUGCAGCUCGCCAUUUUGCUGAAAGAGAACAAUGACUUUGAAGAUGGAGGCAGGUGUGGGUGUGGACGCUUGCCACAAUCUGUGUACGGAGAUCACAGGACAGGAGUCAGUUCCCUGCCACAGUCUGUGUACGGAGAUCACAGGACAGGAGUCAGUUCCCUGCCACAGUCUGUGUAUGGAGAUCACAGGACAGGAGUCAGUUCCCUGCCACACUCUGUGUAUGGAGAUCACAGGACAGGAGUCAGUUCCCUGCCACACUCUGUGUAUGGAGAUCACAGGACAGGUAGGCAGUCCUUGAUGGAAAUGCAGUGCCGGCAUGGGGCGAGAACCAGCGACUCUGACCAGCAGGCUUACCUGUUUCAAAGAGGAGCCGAGGACAUGAGCUGGCAGCAUGGGCAGCAGCCCCGGAGUAUUCCCAUUCACUCGUGCCCCAAGUGUGGGGAGGUCCUGCCGGACAUUGACACGCUUCAGAUACAUGUGAUGGACUGUAUCAUCUGAGGGCCCUCCACUCCCCAAAGCUGUUGGUAAACGCCAGAUUUCUGCUCCAACACUUGUACUUCUGUCUUCUUUGUUGUCACGCAAAUAUUUUUGCCACAUUAUCCUAAUCUCUGGAGAAAGGAAGUGUACCCCUCCUAAGGAGAGCAUCUUCUGGACUGACAGGAAGUCACAACGAAGAAUCUAAUUAGUGCCCUUCCAGUAAGAUAGCCAGUGUUUUUAUGUUCUGCUCAUGAGAGUCUCUGAGAGCAGUCAGCCAGAAUGGGACACCAAGUGACCAAGCUCACGAAUGACAUGGGAGAAAUUCACUGACAUGUGGUUGAGAACCUGUGAGAGACAGGAAAUUGAAAUGGUCGGGAAUCAUGACUGCAGUGUUUUUCUAGGUAAAUCUUCACCUAGCAGGAUCUUGUUGUUCUGUGUGUAAUUAUGUGGAAAUUACGUGUGGUUCUUUCUGACUGAACACGGUGGUAUCUGUUGAUCCCGGGACAGGUGAGAAUGGGGAAUGCAGCUCAGGCCCAGGGUACUUCCCUAAGCUGUUCAGUGUGGCGUUACCGUCAGCCUCUCUGUGUACUGGAGGUGUACAGGGUUUAUUUUUAAAAGAACAGCUAUUUUCUUUGCAGGUGAGGUAGCAGCUUACAGAUCUCAGUUAUUACAAAGUAAACUUUUGUGACAUAUCUGUCCCACUGCUCAUAUGUGACCAGCAACACUGUAAUGUGUCUAUUCUGCAUUGAGCUCACUAGACUUGAUUUGGUCAUGAGAAGUAGGAGCAGAUCCUUUUAAAGGAGGGCCAGUGCAUGUCUGAAUAGAUUCCCGAUAAAAAAGUACAGAGAGCCAAGCAUGCUGGUGCAGGGCACACCCGCAUGGGAGACCGAGGCAGCAGAUCCCCCAGCUCAUGACCAGACACGUCUACACAUAAUAAAUGGGGAUUUGCCAUAUUUUGUGUUAAAAAUGUUAGCAAGAACUAAACAAAUCCAAAAGUAAACAGCAUUGAGUCCUAAAACAUUUGAGAAGUCUUGUGUUUAGCACAGGACCUCUGGUUAAAUACACACAGACGUGUAUGUAAACAAAAUCAGAAUAGUUCAUUCAUCUCAAAGGAACAUAGUGUUCAGAUAAGUUAUCUUCACCUGAACAGUUACCCCUCCAAGACAGUAGAACACUGCACUGUGCAUCAGUCAUUAGAUCCCCUCAGACCCUAGAAGCCAUUAGAUUAGAUUCCUCCUCAGACCCUAGGAGCCAUUAGAUUAGACCCCCCUCAGACCCUAGGAGCCAUUAGAUUAGAUCCCCUCAGACCCUAGGAGCCAUUAGAUUAGAUCCCCUCAGACCCUAGGAGCCAUUAGAUUAGAUCCCCUCAGACCCUAGGAGCCAUUAGAUUAGAUCCCCCUCAGACCCUAGGGACAAUAUUCGAUAGUGACAUUUCUAAAAUUACAUUUUUCCUUUUCUUAUUCUUUCUAGUAUAAAUUUCUUUAUAUUUUAUACUGGAUAAAGUAGGUUUCUAUAGUACCCCAGACACAGGAGGAAACCAGUUUCACAAUGAAGUUACUGGGGAAAUCCUUUUUACUUUGUUCAAGUAUAAUUAUCUGAUAAAUCUAAACUGUGAAUUGAAAACCCAAAUGGUCUUAGUAAUGCUAUGACCAAAGCAUUUGUUUGAUCAUGAAGAAGAUUACAGAUGAAGGCAUGUUCAGACUAAGAUUGUUGGAGAGAGAUCAGUGUACAGCAUCUUCCACAGCAGCUAGGAUACAGGGCAGCCUAGGCAUCCAUUGCUGGAGUUUGGAUAGGGAAAACACAGUACACAGAUAAAGUGAAACAGUAUCCAGCCUUGGGAAAGAAGGGGAUUCUAUCACUUGAUAACAUAGAUGGACCUGGAGAGGACAUCAUGUCAAGUGAAGUAAGCCAGGCACGAAUAUCACAUGAUGUCACUUACAUGUGGACCCUGAAGAAACAUAGUUCAUAGAUAUUGAGAGCUGAAUAGUGGUUUGCAGGACAGGAGGGAAGGUGUGGGAAGGGUGAGAUGUUGCUCAAAGGUACGAAGUCUCAGGAGGGAUAAACUGUAGUGAUCUACUGUACAGAAGAGUGACUGUAAUAAUUUGUAUAUUAAGGCUAUAUCCCCAGUUUAGUAAACAACUUGUAAACCCUC